Messenger RNA from Malania oleifera, 2796 nucleotides. RefSeq names its product sodium/hydrogen exchanger 6. The record is from RefSeq and is a predicted model, not a curated record. Gene Ontology annotation, cellular component: membrane; endosome. Bases 322 to 1854 code for a protein of 510 amino acids. Gene Ontology annotation, molecular function: sodium:proton antiporter activity. Gene Ontology annotation, biological process: sodium ion transport; regulation of pH; proton transmembrane transport. The transcript has 21 exons. Lineage: Eukaryota; Viridiplantae; Streptophyta; Magnoliopsida; Santalales; Ximeniaceae.
CACCGGGGUCUCGGUGAGGCUCCGUGCACAGCAAAAGCAAAUUAAAAUAGGAACAGAACUAUGCAAUGGGUUGGGAGCGAAUACAUGGAGUCGUCGGGACAGUCUGACUAACUGGCGGGAGAGUUUAGACUCAGGGCGUAUUCCUUAUGUGUAUUAGCGGGGGCAACCCCUUUAUCGAAGGCUGCAAUUGACGGCGGCGCUCAUACGCCACGAGCUCUUUCCCGCCCCUCUUCCUGCCCUCCUAAGGGUCGAUUGAAAAUUUAAGGGCUUUGCCUUUCUUGGCUGGGAGAUCCAACAUAAUUUUAGUUAACAGUUUUUAAAAUGGUGGAAAUAUCGUCAUCGGCCGAUGAACGGGGGAGUCCUGGGAAGGAGCAGCAAGCCGCCGGCGUCGGCAUACUUUUGCAGAUCAUGAUGCUUGUUCUCUCUUUCGUCCUCGGUCAUGUCCUCCGCCGUCACAAGUUCUAUUAUCUACCUGAAGCCAGUGCUUCUCUUUUGAUUGGUUUGAUCGUCGGUGGACUAGCUAACAUCUCAAACACUGAAACUAGCAUCAGGGCCUGGUUCAACUUUCAUGAGGAAUUUUUCUUCCUCUUCCUGUUACCUCCAAUUAUAUUUCAGUCGGGAUUCAGUCUCCAACCUAAACCGUUCUUCUCAAAUUUUGGAGCCAUUGUGACAUUUGCAAUCCUUGGGACAUUUAUAGCUUCAAUUGUUACAGGUGUUCUAGUUUACUUGGGUGGCGUGGUCUACCUCAUGUACAAACUUCCAUUUGUUGAAUGUCUGAUGUUUGGUGCUCUUAUAUCAGCGACUGAUCCUGUCACUGUCUUGUCCAUAUUUCAGGAACUUGGCACAGAUGUCAACCUAUAUGCCUUGGUUUUUGGGGAAUCUGUUUUGAAUGAUGCAAUGGCAAUUUCGUUGUACAGGACAAUGUCACUGGUAAAAAGUCAUGAAUCUGGACAAAACUUCUUCAUGGUGAUUGUCGGGUUCCUUGAAACCUUCGUUGGUUCAUUGUCUGCAGGUGUUGGAGUGGGAUUUACAUCAGCUCUACUUUUUAAGUAUGCAGGGCUGGAUAUUGAUAAUCUUCAGAACUUGGAGUGCUGUCUUUUUGUUCUUUUUCCAUAUUUUUCCUACAUGCUUGCAGAAGGUCUUGGUCUCUCUGGCAUCGUAUCAAUACUGUUUACAGGAAUUGUGAUGAAACAUUAUUCAUUUUCAAAUUUGUCAGAAGAUUCACAACGAUUUGUAUCAGCAUUCUUUCAUCUGAUAUCAUCGUUAGCAGAGACAUUUGUGUUUAUAUAUAUGGGCUUUGACAUUGCCAUGGAACAACACAGCUGGUCCCAUGUUGGAUUCAUUUUUUUCUCAAUUUUAUUUAUCGGGGUAGCAAGGGCAGCGAAUGUAUUCUCUUGUGCAUAUUUGCUCAAUUUGGUACGACCUACUCAUCAGCAGAUACCCUUAAAGCAUCAGAAAGCUCUUUGGUAUAGUGGACUUCGAGGGGCUAUGGCUUUUGCUCUUGCUCUACAAUCAGUUCAUGAUCUUCCAAAUGGACAUGGCCAGACUAUAUUCACAGCAACUACAGCAAUUGUUGUUCUUACGGUGUUACUUAUUGGAGGUUCAACAGGUACAAUGCUUGAAGCUUUACAAGUUGUGGGUGAUAGCCAUGAUGGUCCCUUGGGUGAAAGCUUUGAAGACCAAAAUGGCUAUGUUGCUCCUUCAUAUGGUGGGGAAACAUCAUCAGGGAACAAGAUCAAGAUGAAACUCAGAGAGUUCCAUAAGAGUGCGGCAUCCUUCACUGCUUUAGAUAGGAACUACCUCACCCCUUUCUUUACUAGUCAAAAUGGAGAUGAUGAUGAUGAUGAAGGGUGAGGUAAGAUGACAUGGAUCUUCCAAAAUGUUCUGUACAACAAAUUUAUCACUAAUGUCUUUAUCUUGACUUGCCUUGGGGGAUCUGUUUUAAGGAUUCCUGUAUGUCUGACUAGCUGCAGACUAAGAUCUGAAAGCUGCCUGUAGUUCAGUUUUUUGCGGUACCACAUUAAAAAUAUCUCCUUGUUUUAUGUUUUUAUAUUAGCAAAAUGAGUAGGGAUUUUUUCUUUUUUAUCAUUUGCGUAACAUUUAGAAAUCAUGCCACUUCUAGUUUAAAGUUAGAUUGCUUCCUUGCUCUGAUUAGUUUCGAAGGACAGUGGCGUUGGAAAAAAGAAAAAAGAAAAAAUGGGUACUGGACGUAAUUUCAUCAAAAGAAAGAUGCCCAAGAGAGGGGCAUGCUCUUUUAUGGAAUCUCUUGUAGAUUUAUUUUAUAUAUAUAUGUAUCAAGGAUGUAAUUACUUGUCUGUUUCCAUGCUGGAAGUUUACAUUACUGAUUGAUAUUCUUGGCAAAUGAAUCACUGCCCAAAUCUGAAAGGGGAGCAUGACAACAGAUAUCAUUCUGACCAUUCACUUAAAAACCUAUACGAUGAUGCAGGAUGACGUUGAUUUCCAUAAAGUUUGCAAGAUUUUGUUUGUAACUUAGCUGGAGUAAACCGGCAGAGCCUGCUAAACGUUGGCACCUUUGUUCAUUCCCACUUUCAAAGGAUACAGUUUGUGAUUGGCAUACAGUGGAGGAGGUAUUUAAUGUAGUUGGGCAUCUGUGUCAAAUGUAACAACCAGAUUGAUUAUUGCAACCAUAUCAUUGAAUAGGAUUUGUAAAUGGAUUGAACCACAUCUAGCAGUUACUGCUUAUACUUGCUAUUAUUUCUGGUUCACUUGAUUACUUGACUGUUAAAUUGUUUAUUCUCUGGAGACAACUGAUCAAUCAAGCUGAGUUUAACUGAA